Molecule: messenger RNA, 751 nt
Organism: Drosophila novamexicana
Lineage: Eukaryota; Metazoa; Arthropoda; Insecta; Diptera; Drosophilidae
Gene: Ankrd49
Product: ankyrin repeat domain-containing protein 49
Exons: 2
Coding region: 66-713 (215 amino acids)
Molecular function (GO): protein binding
Source: RefSeq, a predicted model, not a curated record
UCAAAGGCAACAUUUAUUAAUUGGAAAGUAACAAAUCGGCAUUUAAAAAAUAAAGUUUCAGUAUUAUGGGCGACUACGAUUCAGAUGAUGAAAAAUCACAAGUGGAGAAGCUGCGCUAUGCCAAGGUGCCGCGCGGCAUGUUUGUUAGCGGCUGGGACGAUGACACCGACGAGCUCAUCGAGGAGGACAAAAAUCCACAAGCCAGCAUUGAACGCAUGAUAUUGUGGGCCGUCGGUGAGAAUCGCAUUAGCGAGGUUCGCGAAAUCCUACAACUGGACGCGGACAGUGUCCACUCGCGCGACAACGAUGGUUACACGCCCCUGCAUCGCGCCUGCUACAACAACUUCGUCGACAUGGCCAAGCUGUUGCUGCAGCAUCAGGCAGAUCCAAACGCACGCACAGCACUCGGCUGGACACCGUUGCAUUCGGCCUGCAAAUGGAACAAUGCCGAUUGCGCCCUGCUGUUGCUGCAAUUUGGCGCCGAUGUGAACGCCGAGUCGGAUGGCCAGCAGACGCCUUUGCAUAUUACGGCAACCGUUUCCAAUUGCCGCAAUACAGCCACUGUGCUGCUCCUGGAUCGCAAUUUGCAGGCGCGCAAGGAGAAUAACUCGGAGGAGACAGCCGCUGUGAUUGCACGUCGGACUGGCAUGAGCUAUGUGAUCUUUGAAAUUGCCGACGAGGCCUACGACUGCGAUACGGGAUUGAUUGACUAAAAUGUCGUUUAUUUUAUGAAAUAUAAUACUUAAUAUUA